This is a messenger RNA of Rotaria sp. Silwood2, 354 nucleotides long. The record is from the annotation of a GenBank genome assembly. NCBI's taxonomy places the organism in Eukaryota, Metazoa, Rotifera, Eurotatoria, Philodinida, Philodinidae.
AUGUGGGAAGCCUGUUGGUCACAUUAUCAAACUGAUUAUUUUCAUUUAUUUAUUUGUAUAAGUAUUAUGGCAGUAUAUGGCGAAGAUAUUGUACAACAAGAUCUUGGUACAGAUGAUAUGCUUCUUCAUUUUAAUAGUCUUGCAAUGCAUAUGAGUGGUUCAAUUGUAUUGAAGAAGGCCCGAAGUCUACUUUAUAAAUUUCGAUUAUUACAACGUAUUCCUUGUUGUCUUCAUGAUAUAUCGGUGCUUGCUGGUCCAGGAAAUUGGGAUUCACAUCAUGUUCCACAAAUAUAUUGCAUCUGUACGACUGAUCAAGAAAAAGAACGAUGUCCAUUUAGUGGUUUUUGUAUGUGA